This is a messenger RNA of Daldinia vernicosa, 702 nucleotides long. RefSeq lists its product as uncharacterized. The transcript has 2 exons. The coding region runs from base 102 to 311 and encodes 69 amino acids. Lineage: Eukaryota; Fungi; Ascomycota; Sordariomycetes; Xylariales; Hypoxylaceae. The record is from RefSeq and is a predicted model, not a curated record.
GAAUAACCUAAGGCUUUACCUCCCUUAUCUGAGCUCAAGCAAAUCUUCCAACUCAAAACAAAACAAAACAAAAAAAAUUAAAAAAUAAAAAAUAAUAAAAAAUGGACCGCACCCGAGCAGCCAGAAUGACCACCGGCGGACCCAGCUCCCGACACCCCGGCCUAGCCCUCGCCGCCGUCGCAACAGCCGGCAUCGCAGUCGCCGUCCAGUACCGCCGAUCCGUCCUGACCCGCAACGAGAAAGCCCAGAAGAACUCGCCCGAGCACCCCAACUUCUACGUCAGCGUCGACCGGAGCGGCGGCGGUAUCUAAAAUAAAAGCUUCCGAGGAUAUAUAUAUAUAUAUACGAGUAUAGGUAUAGGUACCUAAUCUUGGGAAAACCUAGACAGCCCUAAGACCUAAGAUCUAUCUAUUUGGAGAGGGGGAGAGAGAGAGAGAGAACAAGGCAACAUCAUCAAUGAGAAUCGUGAAUAUUUGGGGGCAAUUACUCGUACCUCGAACGACGCGAGAAUGCUGGCUGGCUGGGUUAAUUGGGAAUUUUACGACACAAUUGGGAUUUAUCAUGACAAAGGGCUAGACACGCCUCAUCAUUAGAUGUAUAUGCGUACGUGAUGAUUGGGUAACGUAAUGACGGGCGUUUUCUGUUUCUUACUACCCUUAGAUACGAUACAAGACAUACAAUAAAAAAAGAAUGUUAAACAAA